CUCAGCCCCGUGCACGGACGCGCCGGAGACAUCCGCCCAGGCCUGCUUCCGGGAGGAAGUGACGCGCCCAGUCAUCUUCCGGUCUGGGAGGCUCCGCCCCACCACCGUGCUGGGCAACUUAAAGGGACCGCGACCCCCAGGAGGAUUGAAGGAGACCGGGAGGCUGCCGGCGUGGACCGUGGGAAGGCGGGGCUGGGGCUCGGCGGGAGGCCACCCCCGCAGCCGCCCCGGGAUGAGCGCGCCCAGCAGCUGCUGGAUGCGGUGGAGCAGCGGCAGCGGCAGCUCCUGGACACCAUCGCCGCCUGCGAGGAGAUGCUGCGGCAGCUGGGCCGCCGGCGCCCGGAGCCGGCUGGUGGCGGGAACGUCUCAGCCAAACCUGGAGCACCCUCCCAGACAGCUGUCUCCGCCAGAGGUGGCUUUCCAAAGGAUGCCGGCGAUGGAGCUACGGAGCCCUGACCAUCCCCGAGCCGGGCGCCCUGACUUCUCUCCCUCCCCAGGGCUGGUAGCUGGACUGUGAACAACUCCCUUUCAAUAAAGGGGCCAGUCUUCACUGGCAGUGGCUGGUACUUGGCUCUCAGCCGGGGUGGCAGCUCUGCUAGCAGCUGGGUUCACUCCCACUUCAUCCUGGCUGAAGGCAGUGCUGAGCUCUGAAAUGUAGCCAACGAAUACCCAGUCUGAUUACCCAGAUUUGGGCAGACCAGCAGUGCUCGCCAGAGUGGUUUGGCCUGCUUUGGGGGAUCCAGGUCGUGUUACAUGUCCAUUUCAUGCUUUGGGGGCUCCUAGCCCCACAAAACACUUUUAGCAGAGCCUUGAUUAAAAGGAAACCUGCAGACUCUCCUGGUGACCGACCUUUCCUUUCUGUCCCCUCUCUAAAACUCUGAUGGCUGGGGAGGGGUGAAGUGGUUGAAAAUUGUCAACCAUGGGUAGGGUUGGGAAGAAAUGCCACAGAUACUACCAGAUUUAAAUAAGCAUUUAAUUAGGAUUUCAUUAGUAUUUAAUAUUGCUUUUUCAAUUCCAAAAAGUUAAAUUUUCACUUCUUAGCAGAUAUUUUAAAGUACAAUAUUAAGUUUAUACAAAAUGAGCAAUUAAGCAAACACCAUUGUUUCACAUUCUUCAAAAAUACAAAUUCAUAUUUAUUCUUUUUUGGGUUUGGAGGUUUCUUCCUUUGGAAGUACUGAACCUGUAACAUUUUCAUAUCGCUCAGUGGAAGUCUGUUGUUCCCAUGUUUCACACUUAAAUAAAUUUGAUAGGCUUUUACAUAAUCCAAAUAAAACUAUUUGGGAUUUAACCAAGA
Lagenorhynchus albirostris (white-beaked dolphin) is the source of this 1294-nucleotide messenger RNA. It is a transcript of the gene C2H1orf122, whose product is annotated as chromosome 2 C1orf122 homolog. NCBI's taxonomy places the organism in Eukaryota, Metazoa, Chordata, Mammalia, Artiodactyla, Delphinidae. The record is from RefSeq and is a predicted model, not a curated record. The transcript has 3 exons. The coding region runs from base 313 to 456 and encodes 47 amino acids.